AUUUUUCUUCUGCUUCCAUACCCACUUUUCUCUUUCUCUCUCUCUCUGGACAAAAGAAAGAGAAAGAGAAAGAGAAAGAAAGAAACCAAAGAAAUGAGUAGGCUUGCACCAUUGUCAGAAGAACCCAUAAACGAAGAAGAAGACAAGAGCAACAACUGCUCAAAGAAAGGUCAGUCAUGGAAGAACUGGCUCAAGUCUCAUUUCCCUCUUGUCUUCAACAAAAAAUCUGACCUAAAGAUCCUCUUAAGUGUUCUUGGUUGCCCUCUCUUUCCUGUCUCCGUUCAUCCCAAACUACCCAUCAAAGAGGUAUGCUCCUCGGCCCAGUACAUUAUACAACACUUCACUGCGGCAACCGGUUGCCGGAAAUUAGAAGGGAGGGUCAAGAACAUAUUUGCCACCGGAAAAGUGGCAAUGGCUAUGGUGGAUGAGCUAGGCGGCUCACCCGGUUUGGCAGCCGGAGCCACUGGUGAUGCACAAAAGGGGUGUUUUGUAAUGUGGCAAAUGUUCCCUAAUAAGUGGCUAAUUGAGCUAGUUGUUAGUGGCCAUAAGGUUGUAGCCGGUAGUGAUGGUAAUGUGGCUUGGCGCCAUACUCCGUGGCUUGGCGCUCACGCGGCUAAAGGUUGCCUACGUCCUCUUCGCCGGACUCUUCAGGGAUUAGAUCCAAUGGCAAUAUCAGCAGUGUUCUCUCCAGCACAGUACAUGGGAGAGAAAUGCGUCUCAGGAAUUGAUUGUUUUGUACUGAAAUUGUCUGCUGAUCUAGCAGACUUAGCAGAUAGAAGUGAUAGCACAGCAGAAAUGAUCAAGCAUGUAGUGUUUGGUUACUUCAGCCAGAGAAGUGGACUGCUGGUUUAUCUAGAAGACUCAUACUUGACCAGAAUUCAAUCACCAGGAUCCUACCCUACAUACUGGGAAACCACCAUUGCAACGAAAGUCGAAGACUACCGGAUGGUAGACGGAGUGAUGAUCGCACACGGUGGUCAGUCUAGUGUAAUGAUCACAAGAUUUGGAGACAACUUAAAAGCAGGCCUUUCCAUUACAAGGAUGGAGGAGACUUGGAGCAUUGAUGAUAUAGCUUUUAAUGUUGAAGGGUUAUCUAUGGAUUGCUUCAUUCCUCCUAAAGAAGUACAAAAAGAUUAUCCUGAGGAGGAGAAGAUUGAUUGGAGAUCACCAUUGCAUAGAUGAUCAUAUUGAAUCUUUUAAAUACUUUAUAUACAUAUAAAUGUUGGUACACUUCUAUCAGCACAAUAGUUAGAGGAUUAUUGUCCUUCUUCUUAAACUGUAUGUACAUAGACAAGAGACAAGAGUCAAUGUGCAUCUAACAUAUAUACUCUCUUUUAAGUUGUUUCAUUUUGUUUCCUUCAAGAAGACUAAAUGUAUCAAAAAUGGGUUAUGGUAAUCAAUAUUUUUGGCUUGCUUAGUUAGUACUA
Messenger RNA from Hevea brasiliensis (rubber tree), 1427 nucleotides. RefSeq lists its product as uncharacterized. Bases 94 to 1182 code for a protein of 362 amino acids. The record is from RefSeq and is a predicted model, not a curated record. The transcript has 3 exons. NCBI's taxonomy places the organism in Eukaryota, Viridiplantae, Streptophyta, Magnoliopsida, Malpighiales, Euphorbiaceae.